Dufourea novaeangliae is the source of this 1894-nucleotide messenger RNA. It is a transcript of the gene Rap1, whose product is annotated as ras-like protein 3. Gene Ontology annotation, cellular component: plasma membrane. The record is from RefSeq and is a predicted model, not a curated record. Gene Ontology annotation, biological process: negative regulation of synaptic vesicle exocytosis; cellular response to cAMP; Rap protein signal transduction. Gene Ontology annotation, molecular function: GTP binding; GDP binding; GTPase activity. Bases 783 to 1337 code for a protein of 184 amino acids. NCBI's taxonomy places the organism in Eukaryota, Metazoa, Arthropoda, Insecta, Hymenoptera, Halictidae. The transcript has 4 exons.
GCGGCGAGCAGCAGAGAGGCAUCGCCCUAGAUAACGGUAGAAUCGUGGGCUGGUGUCGUGCUGGUUUUUCGCGAGAGUGCUACGAAAUCGAGGGGGAAUUCUGUAUUCGCGAGUAGUCCCCGUGGAGUAGAAAUUCGUCCACGGGACCCAAGUUAUUCCGGUGGUAUGUGAUCCGGGCCGCCUUGAGGACAGUGAGUAAUCGGCUGUUCGAAGCGACCGAAGAGGAGGAGGAGGACCGUGACCCGAGGAGCUUCGGUGCACCCGCGGCGCGCCGCGCAAGACUCUCCUCGACCAGCGGGGAAUUUCUCAGGCAGUGACACGUUCGUUUCUUUCGUUCGGUCGUGUUUUCGUAUACCGAUCAUAGAGAGACAGAGCCACGGAUCGUCUCUUUGGCUUUCGAUGUGUCCGACAAGUCGACUGGACGACGAACCGAGAACAGCAGUAGGAAACGAGUAAUCGCCGGAGAAUUUCUGUAGAUUGGGAUACAGUGGGCCGUGGACAAGGACGGCGAAAGAGGGACAGAGAAAUAAAGAGAGAACAAGAGAGAGAGACGCGGAUAGUAAACGAAGGAGUGCGCGAGGAAGAAAGGGAGAGACGGAAACAGUGCGACAUAGAGGGCCGUUAGAAACGAGGAUACCGAUAACCGAGGACGCUGAACGGAUUCAGAGAAUAUUUUGAAGGCGCCAAGGUCCGUUCGAGUGAGGGGAAAGAGGAGCAAAACGUGGCGGAUUCGGUGACCCCUCGGCUGUGACCACAGGCGCACAGAGAAUUAGGGCAAGGAAAUGCGUGAAUAUAAAAUAGUGGUGUUGGGUAGUGGUGGUGUAGGCAAGUCCGCCCUCACUGUCCAGUUCGUCCAAGGAAUCUUCGUCGAGAAGUACGACCCGACGAUCGAGGACAGUUACCGUAAACAGGUCGAGGUCGACGGUCAACAAUGUAUGUUAGAAAUCCUAGACACAGCCGGAACGGAACAAUUCACAGCCAUGAGGGACCUUUAUAUGAAGAAUGGCCAAGGCUUCAUACUAGUGUAUUCGAUAACGGCACAGUCAACGUUCAACGACCUACAGGACCUCAGGGAGCAGAUCCUCCGGGUAAAGGACACAGAUGACGUGCCAAUGGUGUUGGUCGGCAACAAGUGCGACUUGGAGGACGAGAGGGUAGUGGGCAAAGAGCAGGGCGUCAACCUUGCCCGGCAAUUUAACUGUGCGUUCAUGGAGACCUCUGCCAAAGCCAGAAUUAAUGUUCACGAUAUCUUCUACGACCUGGUUCGACAAAUCAACAAAAAGUCACCGGAAAAGAAAAUGAAGCAGAAAAAGAAAUCGCUGUGCCGACUUCUGUAAAGUAGAAGAUGUAGCAGAAGCCCAUACUCUCCUGCACGAUGAGACGGGAAGCAACACGCAAAACCGGGUAUACCAGUGGGAAAGAUGGAACAGAGGGGGUUCAGGCGACUACACGGAACAAACACUAGUGACAAGGAGGGGGCUGACGGAAUCAUAAGCAAAUAGAGGGGCAACACAACGAGGAAGCGGACACAGGGGCGGGGAGGGAGGGUUACACAUAGUCGUAGAACACCCAGAAGAAAGGUGGUGACAAUGACGCAACGACGACGGAGAGAGGGUACGAAAGGGGAUGAAGGUGGAGAGAGAACGGCGCAAUGGAGGGGUGAAGAGAAACAGCGAGGAAAAACUAAUAAUGUUGUAUAUACGUUGGUCCCGGGGUGGCUCGUGUGCACGCGCAAACACAGGCGCACAAAGAGUUUUAGUGUUAACGAGACCCCGUGGCGUCGGUUAUCAUUGUAGGCGUUUUGCAUUAAAGAAGAUAAAGACGAGGCGGAAGAAGAAGAAGAUGAAAAAAAAUAUGAUUACUUAAUGAUAGUAUACAAAUAUAUAUAUAUAUA